This is a messenger RNA of Venturia canescens, 3556 nucleotides long. RefSeq lists its product as uncharacterized. NCBI's taxonomy places the organism in Eukaryota, Metazoa, Arthropoda, Insecta, Hymenoptera, Ichneumonidae. The coding region runs from base 518 to 2959 and encodes 813 amino acids. The transcript is spliced from 9 exons. The record is from RefSeq and is a predicted model, not a curated record.
AGGCGCGCACUUGUGCACGGGCGGGGAGGGCAACAUUCGCGAAAAUGGUGAAACGUCGAGGGUAGGCGAGGAUGUCUCGGGUCUUAUCGAGCUCGCAGUUUUUACUAAUCACGCUUACGCGGAGCAGGGAGUUUUACUGAAAACGGAUAAGAAACUAAUAAACUCGUGGCAUUGUAACCGCGGAGAUAAUGAAGAGCCGAAUUUCUCGUACUUCGAUUGAACCUCCCGAUCUCGCAACGAGUCAAAACUUUCAUUUACUUUGAAGCUCGGCUCGGUGUAACAACAAAACAAUCAUUUAUUAUACGCGCAUUUGUCGAACAAAUGUUCGCCUAAUCAUAUUUGCCGCCACUGACAGUUCCGAUGUUCUUUUUUCAAAUGAAUCUACGCCUCCACCAUCUUGAAACUCUCGGGAUAGAGUCGCGUAAACAGUGAAACCGACGGAUUGGUGUUCGUUCCUUAACCCUUAUUUUGAUUUUUUUUACAUUUCCAUCUCGUCCGCGGUAUUAUCGACGAUAUUAUGGCAAGUCUGGCCGGUGGCUCGGCCGGCUUUCCGAGACCUCCGACGAUGCUGGAACAGUUACUGGAGGAAAUUAAUUUCCAGAGAACAAAGGAAAUGCGACAGCUCCUGAAAGACGAUUCUGGUUUCGUGAUGCUGCAGGGCACGACGUACUGGACCGAUCUCUUCGUUCGCCACUUUCUCUUUCAAGCAGAGCACACGAUAGACGGUGACGAUUUGCUCUUUUUCGUGCGUAAAAAACAUGUCAAAACGUCGUCGAGAUACGUGCCAAAGUUCGAAACGGAAGUCGACGUGUUUCGCAAAGACAGCAAAAAAUUGCCGAUCGGUGAUCCUGACAUCGAUUGGGAAGAAACGGUCUAUCUCAAUCUCGUCGUUCAUCAGUUCGAUUAUACAUUGACACUUGCUAUUUGUACACGCACGAGUCCCAAAGAAUUACAAGUAUUAAGACGUCACUCGCAAAAAGUGUACGCGAGCCCAAGCCGUCGACGAAUGGACGCCAAGGGCGACCUCGAGGAAAUGACUUAUCCGCACAUCUGCUUCAUGGUCGACAAUUUCGACGAAGUAUUCUGUGAUAUAUUAGUUAGGGACGGUGAGAUGGUUUGCGUCGAGUUGGUGGCUUCGGAUCGCGACGGUGCAGUCCAGGGCGUCAUAUUUCUCGGCUCUAUCAGAUACGACGCCCUGAAGAAAGUCUAUGACGCCAGGUCGAGCCUCAGCACGAAAAUGGCCCAACGUAUGACCUUCGGCCUCUUCUCCGGUGCCUCCUCUCAAAGGAUCGAGUUCGUGAGGAUGAAGGGUCCCCAAGGAAAAGGACACGCUGAGAUGGCAGUUACUAAGCCGAAAGGAUCGGGUGCGGAGACGCCAACUUCGGAGCCGGGUUAUUCAGCGACCGAUGCAUUGUGGGACGCCGAUUGGGACGACGCGGAGGAACUUUUCAUGUACCGUCAUCAGCGCAGGUUGUCCGAUCCAAGCGCAAAUCUCAAUAAUUUUGUUCGCGGCGGUUGGCGAACGAAGCCGGAUCAGGUCGCGACGAAAGCACGCUCGGAAAACGAGGGUCUUGACUCGAUGGCCAACGGCCUCAGCGAAAUUGAGGCUGGUGACGUUCGUGACGCUGAAGGACAUGCCAGCAGCUGGGGCGGCCGGGAAUCCCCGGUACGACGGCCCGAAAGCCCUCGCAGGAGUCCAAGAUCAAGAAGACGCACCUCGCCCCAAUAUUCACCGUCGGCUGAUAAAACUAGAAAAGGGAGUAGAAGGGCCGAGCGUAAAAGUUGCGAAAGAUCUUCGACGACAAGCAACGACACGGCGACACCGAUCAUCCCAACGGCAACAACAACGACAACAACGACUACCACGAGCAGAGCCAAUAACGAGAACCACCUUUCAACCCCGAGCAAACAAGGAUCGAAACUGGAGGAUUCCACAUAUCAUCAGACUUCAACUCGCCCAACAAGUGGUGGGAAUCGGCACCAACGUCCAUCUUCGACACCUGCAAAAGUGCACGAAACCUCGACAACGAUAACGGCAACGAAAACAACGCCGAAGCCAAAUCGACGUCGCAAUCAUCACCGGCACCACAUCGAGGUCGGCAGCGAGAUUCUGGUGGCUGACAGCGUCGACUGUCUGAGUAAGGACAACGUCAUGCAAAAAUUGGACGCCGGUGCUAUUCUGGUGAACGGAAAAGAGGAAUUACCGUUGGGCAAUUACGAUUCGACGAUCCAGGAGAAAAGCAAACUUCUCAGAACUGAUACAAAGUGCUCGGACGAGGAAAAAAUGCUUGGAAAAGAAUUUGACAAGUGUGGCGUUACUCUUGACGACGAGACGCCGGAAGUCUCGCCGCUGCCCCGAAGAAGACGUCCCAGAAAUCGUGCCCGUCGCUACUACAGCGAUGACGAAGUCAUCGGCGUUCAUGCCAGUCGGAAAAACCGUCGCAACGAUCCUCCCCCAACGAACGAUGAAACUUUCCUUUCCAACCGUUUGAAUCAUCAGGACACUGAAAAUCCUUCGGAAAAUGAUAAUCGUGAUGAAAUCUCUCGCCUCCUCGAUACCACCCGCGAUAAAAACGCCAACUCGAGGCUCACCCGAGCGAGCACUUACGAUUGUGGACAAAGACAAAGCGCCACGCUUCCAAGACGAAGGAGAAGACGCGCCAUGUCCGGCAGCAUUAUUGGCAACCCUCUGCCACCUCAUCGCGUCACUCCUGAUGGAACAGCCAUCUACUAUUGGUGCGAGCUUCCCCGCCGCCCCGGCUCUCAGGAACUCGACGACGGUGCUUACAAUCCACUCUGGACGAUGCGAGGUUUCACUCAAACCUUUCACUUCUGGAAAGAAACGAGAAGAGCACAAUCCGUACCUCUCAACGCCUUUCUCACGUACAUAACACUUCCUUGGUGGAGCAUAGCCAAAGAUAUUCUGGAUCAUAGGGAAGAUCCGAUACUCACGUUUUAGCCAAUCAAAAGGAUGGAAAAACGUAAUCGCCACUAAAAUAUACGAACACAAAUACCGGCAAAGCCGCUCGCGGUCUCUCGGCCCAACAAAUCGACUAAUCGACACUCAAUCGAAAACUGUAUUCUGUAUAAAUUUCAUUGGUACAUAAUUAUUUAUUUAUAGCAACAACGAUUUUUUUCUAUUUUAUCAACAUCAAAUACAUGUAACACUUUUUGGCCAAUGAAACAGCUGAUUUUUUCAAAGGAGGAAACAAAAACACUGGAACCAAAAGCAACGAUUUUUGUCUUCACAGAUCUUCACUGACGAAUUUUUUUUCAACCAAAAUAAUCAAAAUAACUUCAACAAAGGAAGGGGCAGUUGAAAAAAUGAGGGAGAAUUGAAAGUAAAAAUCUCGAAAACGGGGAUAAAAAAUUCGAAAGUACAUUUUCGUGGGAAUCAUCAAAAAAAGACCAAUCGCGAUACUCAAGUACUAUUUUAAGAGAACCGGAAAUCUGCAGACUCGAUUUUAUUUUAAAAAAUAUGAUAACAAUUCUCAACGAAUUUUAUAAAAGACAGAAAAAGAUUCUGGAUAAUGAAAUUAAAGAAUUGUGGAAAACA